Molecule: messenger RNA, 408 nt
Organism: Protopolystoma xenopodis
Lineage: Eukaryota; Metazoa; Platyhelminthes; Monogenea; Polystomatidea; Polystomatidae
Source: the annotation of a GenBank genome assembly
AUGGACAAGAGUACAUGGUGCAGGAUACAGGAUACAGGAUCAAUCGAUUAUAAAGAACAAGGUGAGUUAAGGCGCUACAAACAAGGCCCGAUCGAUCAAGGGUCCACUUUUCCUCGUUUCAAGCCAGUAAGUGCCCACCGCCAUCGAGGCCGGCCAGUUGGCUGGCUUGCUGGCCGACUGGCCAGGCUGCAUCAAAUUGCCGGCCUAGUUGUGUUUUUUUUCGUGCCGAUCGAUACUGCCCAGGAUUGUCUGCCCUCGUUCACUGGCCACCGUCGGCCUGGCGGUGUUUCAGUCCCUGUUCUGCGUCUGCGCCAGGCGCGUAAUGCGGAUCGGGCCGACUUUGGCGCACUUCGAAUGCGCCGCAGGCCGUUCACGCGCUCGGUGCAUGUGGCAGGCGCCCCGAUCUGA